AUGGUCCCCUGUACACGUCCUGUAUUUCAUCGCUCGCUACAUGGGAAGCAUGGUGUUCAUCCACGGAACGAUCUAUCAACUCUGGCUCUCAGGAGAUGUGUUCGAAAGAGUGUAGGUCUCGUCGCCUAUAUCGCCAUUCUCAUGAUUUUUCAUAUUUUUGAAACGUUAGGUAGCGGUGGGCUUGUCCAGAUGAUUCUGAGCAUGAUCUCGCUGUGGGCGAUGCAAGGUAUUAUUAUCAACCGACUGUGGUGCAUGUACCGUCGAUCACGGCUUGUCAUCACUCUCCUUAUGACUGCUCUGUUCGCGGAGGCGGCCUCCUCCAUUUUCGUAGUCGCUCUCAACUUCCGUCUGGAAACCAGGAUUACGGAGCUGAACUCCUACCGAGAUAUGUGCUUUCCGACAGGGUUUGACACACAUUUCUAUGUGUUCUGGAUUUUCAUCCUCGCGUUCGACGCUCUCAUCUUCACUCUGGCUUUCUUGGAAGCCAUCAAAUACAUCCGCGAAAGUCAGGCCCGCAGGGCCCUUCACCAGGGUAGCGAGAGAAGCUUCUUGAACUCUGACUCCUGGCCCUGGGUCUCGCGUCAUGGGAACUUCGUUCAAGUGCUGCUCCGCGACAGCAUUGUUUUCCCCUUCAUAACACUAGUGAGCUGUCUGCUCAAUAUUCUUGCAUGGUUUCAGGUAUUGCCCUAUGGCUGGCUGCAGAACACCUUGAAUUUGUCUGCGGUUUGCUCGCCUAUUCUCGGUUGCCGGCUUGUUCUCAACCUACGCGAGCUUUACUACGAACCAUUCGCUGCUGAAUUCCGCGUUUCAAAUCGGGGAGAGGUGCCCAACUCACCUCGGAGCCCGAUCGACAAUUCAUUCGAACUCCCAGUCGUAUUUGCGAAGUCUAGAACGCAGCAAUCGACGGACAUGGACAGCAUUUCCUAG
Molecule: messenger RNA, 927 nt
Organism: Coprinopsis cinerea okayama7#130
Lineage: Eukaryota; Fungi; Basidiomycota; Agaricomycetes; Agaricales; Psathyrellaceae
Exons: 10
Coding region: 1-927 (308 amino acids)
Source: RefSeq, a predicted model, not a curated record